GAUAGGAAUAAAUUAGUUUUUGCGAUUGUUUUCCCUCGUGAUCGCGUGUCGACGCACGGUUAGGUUGCUGUCAGCAUGAAAUGGGUGAUUUCUAAGAAGGAAAAACUGUAAUCUAUCAGUUGGAAACAUCGCAUCGAGGGAACGCUCAAGGAUAGACGAUGUUUUGUGGGGUUAUAAUCCAUCGACUUUCAUUGGCUUUGUGUUGUUUGGCGCUGUUUCAAGUUACAGUAUUUGCUUCAAACGAGCCAGAGGACAAGACAUUUGAACCGGGAGAAAAUAUCACCCUUGUUUGUGGUAACGGAAGCCUGUCCUCCUCCACUUUUUUAAAAUGGACCAAGGACGAAAACAUUUUAUUUAACACUACCUCUCACAAUAUAAGUUUAGUCCUUUCUAACCUCACAAAAGAAGAUGCUGGAUUGUACAUUUGCACAGCAAAUAAUUCAAAGGUAUUGAAGAAAAUUCAACUCGUCUCCCCAUCAGAUGUUCAAGAAGAAACAGAACAGCCGCCAGAGGAACAAGACGAUGGACUCAGUAAUGUUGACUACAUCGCCAUCGCUCUCGCACUUGGCUUGACAGUUUUUAUCAUUGUUUUUAUGGCGGUAUUCCUUUACCGGGCAAAAAGACGCCGAAAGAAUGAAUACAAUAAAAGACGAUGGAGAGUUAAUGUCAACGGAAAUCAAAACGUGGCUGUUGAAGAGGAAAAUUUGAGAAUACCCGGUUAUCCAAUAAAUGAUUUCCAGGUGAGAAUGGCUCCCAAAGGACCCCGUAAAUCUUCACGGCAGAACAACAGACCAACGGAAUAUCACUGGCUGGAGACUUUAGGAAGGGACGAACAGCCUGAUGGGAACGCUAACGCACCUGGGCGACCUAUGUACCAGUACACUGCAUACGUGUAAUAUGAUUGGACAUUUUUGACUUGUUAAAACAUAUUUUUUAAAUUAAAAGAAAUCUGUCGAAAUAGUUCGUAAUAAGGAGCCCAUUAAUGUGCUCCUGUCGUGAGUCAUCAGUUCAAAGGCUAUCCUUUGCAGAUUGUUUCUGAUCAGCUUUUAAAAAUUUUCCCUGUUUUGAAUAUGCCUUCAUAGGGCUCUGCUUGAGCUGGUGACACUUUUAGAUCUGCGGAAUUAUUUUUAGGGGAAAGUUGCAAUUAAAAGUGAUGCAUUGUUGAAACAAACUCUCUUCCUUUUAUCAUUAGAGUUUUCUAGAUCACACUUUAACGACUGUGACGAUUUUGGGACGUACUGUUACAAACAAUCUAGACACUCUGUCUCCCCCUGAAACACUCCAGCCCAUCAGCCAAGCUACUGUGAGAGCGUUUUUAGCAGGAAGGAAUGGGGGGGGGAAUAUUUCUUCCCUAGUUAUCGGAGUUUUGUCAACCGGGUCGGCCUGUCCUCUCCCCGGAUUCUGAACUAGGCGUGAUCCUGGAAAUGAUGUCAG
Messenger RNA from Pocillopora verrucosa, 1434 nucleotides. RefSeq lists its product as uncharacterized. NCBI's taxonomy places the organism in Eukaryota, Metazoa, Cnidaria, Anthozoa, Scleractinia, Pocilloporidae. The record is from RefSeq and is a predicted model, not a curated record.